UCCCUUUAAAACCGUCUGACAAAAAAGCCCAUAUGAUCCCUGAGCUCCAAUCACCAAUUCCUUCUGCAAAAGCAGCCUCUGCAUUUUUGUCUGUCUGAAUGCUACAGCAGCAGCACCGGGGGAGAAAAAGAUUGAGGGAGCAGGCAAAAGCUGAAGAAAUGUGACAAAUCAACGGUCAUUUUCAUGGCGGAGGGGAAACUGGUGCGAAAGGAGUUAUUCUGGGACUCCUUUGAGCCUCGAAACGCUGGAUCAAAAUGCUCAUAGUGGAGAAGACCACAGACUUCCCCUCUGCUGAGUUCUCUCUGGUGGAGGAUGUGGCUCUGCACUUCACCUGUUUGAUGGACAGGCUGAACGAGCAGCGCCUCUUCCAGCCUGACCUGUGUGACGUUGACAUCGUUCUGGUGCGUCAGCACAGCACCUUCCCGGCCCACAAGGGUGUGCUGGCAGCCUACAGCCCUUUCUUCCACUCUCUUUUCGCCCAAAGCAAACAGCUGCGGCGGGUCGACCUGUCGCUGGACGCUCUGACCUCUCAGGGCCUGCAGCAAAUCCUCAACUUCAUUUACACUUCCAAACUGCUGGUGAGCAGCCGCACUGUCCGCGACGUGCUUAACGCCGCCACCCUGCUUCAGAUGAGCGACAUCGCAGCCUCCUGUCGUGACCUCAUCAGCAGCCACUCGCUGAGAACCACCUGCGCAGAUAUGGCCAAUCAGGAAGGGCUCGGCAGCAGUGACCCAGCUGCUGUAGCGAUGCCCCCCGGCCAGCUGUACCGGGAGAUCAAGCAGGAGUCAGAGCUGGGCAGGGUGUACACCAGGGAAGGCAGCAGCCCGUUUUCUGUCAGAGUGGAGGAGGCUGGAAAGACGGCCUCUCAGGCGAAGCAGUACUACCAGAAGGAGGAGGGCUCGGGAGGCGGGGGCAGCACAGGUGUAGCUGCUUUGUGUAAGAUGGAAGGCAACGAAGAAGAGUCGAAGACCACAGACGGCCAUGUCUCCUUCAACCGAGACCAGAUCAUCGUUGAAGUCAACCUCAACAACCAGACCCUCAACGUGUCAAAGGGAUCGGAGGGCAAAUCAGCCACCGCCACAGAAACCGCCACCAUAUUUGGCCGUUGCCAUGACAACAACCAAGACUCAGAGGGCGAUGAGGAGAACGAAGUGGAGAACGAUGAUGCAGUUGGAGAAGAGGAUGAUGAAGACCUGAAGAGGGGCGACAUAUUGGGGCAGAGCAGCGAGGAGGAAGAUGAGGAGGAGGAUGAGGAAGAGGAGGAGAACACCUUAAACAUUCCAGGCUUGGAGCAGCCAGCCAUGAUGGAGCGACCUCGCCGUGGCACCAGAGCUCUAGCCAUGGCGGGAACCACGGCCUCCAUGCGGCAGACGCUCGCUGAGGCCACUCUGGCCAACCAGCGGCAGGGAGGGAAGAGGACGCUGGACGCAGAGGGUCUGGGCCAGAAGGUGAGGCUGGAGGAGAAGCAGCACUUCCCGUGUAAGAAAUGUCCUCGAAUCUUCAACAACCGCUGGUACCUGGAAAAACACAUGAACGUCACCCACAACCGCAUGCAGAUCUGCAACAACUGCGGGAAACGCUUCCUGCUGGAGAGCGAGCUGCUGCUGCACCAACAGACCGACUGUGAGAAGAGCAUCCAGUGUGUGACGUGCGGCAAGGCCUUCAAGAAGCUCUGGUCGCUGCACGAGCACAACAAGAUCGUCCACGGCUACGCCGAGAAGAAGUUCUCCUGUGAGAUCUGUGAGAAGAAGUUUUACACCAUGGCUCACGUCAGGAAGCACAUGGUCGCCCAUACGAAGGACAUGCCGUUCACCUGUGAGACAUGUGGGAAGUCGUUCAAGCGCAGCAUGUCCCUGAAGGUUCACUCUCUCCAGCACUCCGGAGAGAAACCCUUCAAGUGUGAGAACUGCAGCGAGCGCUUCCAGUACAAAUACCAACUGCGCUCCCAUAUGAGCAUCCACAUCGGACACAAGCAGUUCAUGUGCCAGUGGUGCGGAAAGGACUUCAACAUGAAGCAGUACUUCGACGAACACAUGAAGACACACACUGGAGAGAAGCCGUACAUCUGUGAGAUCUGUGGGAAGAGCUUCACGAGCCGACCCAACAUGAAGCGCCACCGCCGCACCCACACUGGAGAGAAGCCGUACCCCUGUGAAGUUUGCGGCCAGCGCUUCCGCUUCUCCAACAUGCUCAAGGCCCACAGGGAGAAGUGCUUCCGCGUCAGCAACCCCAUGGUCGCCGACGGCAGCGACCCCCUCGGCCUCGACCGGCCCCUGGCCUCGCCGGCCGUGGACUCUUCCGGUCAGGUCCAGCUGGGAACGGCGCUCCCCGCCACAUCUGUGACCACACCCGCUGCUUCCUCCAACCCCCACCCGCUCCACGGCACCCAGCUGUCUCUCCCCCUGCUGCACUCCAUGGGGGGGCUGCCUCCCACCCCACAUUUACCGCCACCGCCUCCCCUGUUCUCUGCUGGUAGGAUGAACUCCAACAACUAACAAAUCUCUGUAGCAUUGAAAGCACUUUGUUACUUUUGUUUCAUUGUUUUUCUUUGAGCUUUUAAGAGGACUCCUGCAGCGGGAGAGUGAUGCCCCUCAGUGGCGUUUACUGAGGAGGAAAAACUGAAAAAAAGGCUACGCGGAGGCCUCGUAAAAAACACACACCUACCACAAGAAGAAAUAGUUAUUUUUUACUCUGUUGAAUACAAUAGCUAACCUCAGAGUCCAGUAGGACGUGUCAUCAUCACUCUUCUGCUCAUGAAUUUCACAGCUCUGUCCUGGUUUUCUUUUGAGAUUUUUCCGACACCACACACAUCUCUCGAGAGCCUUGCACAAUGCAUUGAUUGUAGCGUCUUUUACAAAACGGGAGGAAGAGUUUCCUGAAUCUUCACUCAUGGGGGGAUCAUCAGUUGAGCAAGAACCACACUAUGAUGAGGGGAAAAAAUGAUUUAUUUUUCAUUCUCUGCCAAGAUGUAGCGAGUGGUUCUGGUCUGACCCAGCAAUAACCAAUGCUGAUUUGUCUUUGAGCAUAUACAUGUGUAUGGCGUUGCCAAUAACCAAAUCCUGUUAGCUCACCUGCUAUAGUUAGGUAAUGUUAUACAGCAUUUAUAAUCGAUCCUGCACCUUACAUUUAACUCAGUGAUAUUUAAAAUGUAUUCCUAACUGUCUUCAUUUUUAUAAUUGUGAUAGUGUGUAAUUCGUGGCACGUUACGUCAAUUUCUAAGGACAUAAGAGAAGUUGUGAUGUGUGGAGAGUCGGCCGUGCAAUGCAGUGUGUGGUGUUUGUGAUGGUGUGCGUGUGAGAUGCAGAGACUGGAGGUGAGAAUCCUCAGAUCUACGUUCAGCUAAUCAGCGCUUGAGCUUCCCAGAGUCAGGAGGCGGAGGAAUUUGUCGACUCUCAUCUUUUGCUUACAUUAAGCAAGCGCGCUCUUCUCCUGCAGAUUUGGCUUCGAGACGAUAUGGCACUUUUUUGUGACUUGUUAGUAAAUAAAAAAACCUAAUGUACUCGGACCUACAGUAUAUUUGUAGGUUUAAAUCUAAUGUUAUCGUCAAUGUAACUUCCAGCUCAUUUCCCGACUAAACCCGAUCUGUAUAAUUAGUUUGCAGAAUAUCAAGAGUGUAGGGAUAGAAAUAUUCACAAAAAAACAUGCUUAUAUAGCUGAAUUAAGUAAUCCAUAUUGUGAAAGAAUAACAUUGCAUUAUAUUCCAAUGCCUAAAUCUCUUAAAGAGCACUGACAAUGAUUAAUUAUGGCACAACAGAGCUUGUCACUAAAAGGCCUCCUUACUGUUAAAUCGCUAUUAAAAGAUAGCGAUUCUUUUUUUUUUUUUUGUUAAAUCAAUGAUCUGUAGCAGUUAAUUAAAAUUGGGGAUGUGCUGAAAAAUAUGUGGCUCUGUGUACACUUCUGGCAAAUAUGUGAGUAGAUCUAAAAAGAUGUAAUCAAGUCCCUUUCAGUAAUUAAAGGGAAAAAUAUGCUUAUUUGCUUUCUUGUCGAGAGUCAGAUGAGAAAAUCAAUACCACUCAGAUAUCUGUCGAUCAAACAUGAAGCUAUGUUUGCACAGAAAGACUAAAACUUACCUAAGAGUGUCUCUGAAGCUCCAUAAUUAACACAUUACAGCAUAUUUGUCAGAUUCACUCACAAAAAUUGUAAAAGUGACAAUCUCUGGUAUCACUGGACGUUGUGUGCUUGACUGUUGAUUGACUUUUGUGGCACAAUGACUUACUAGAGUCUCCACAAAUUGUUGUUUUUAGUUUGAAAAUAUGUUACUUUAGCUUAUCUAGCAGUUGGGUGCCGUUGCCAGCCAUUAUGCUAAUCGAAGCUAAUUAGCUGCAAGCUGUAGCUUAAAGAGCCCAUAUUCUGCAAAUUUAAAGGUUCAUGAUUUUAUUUUUUGGGAUGUACUAAAAUAUGUUAAUUUUUUUUCAUAUUAAGACUAACUAUUUUUUCUUAUAGUGUACUUCAAUGCAGCAUUUUAGCUCCUGUCUCAUCCAGAAAAGCCCAGUCUGCCCUGAUUGGUAAGCUGUCCAGAUGAAAGUGAGGCAAUUUUAGUCAUGCCAUAUAUAUAUAUAUAUAUAUAUAUAUAUAUAUAUAUAAAUUUAGACAGAGAGACACAGCCCUAUCAGAGGCGACUUUACUGAGAAAAUAGUAGCUGCUCAACUUUUGUUUGAGGGCCCAAAUAGCCACUAGAAAAAGCAUCAUGCAAAUACGUUACAUGGUGACAUCACUAAGUAACAGAAGAAAAGCUUGCACUUCAAUUGAGAUGUUUCAGGCUAGGGCUGCAACUAACGACGCGUUGACGAAUCGUCUGAGCACGAUACGUCAUCAAAAGCGAAAGUGAACGCGCAAUGCAACAGAAAUCUCCGUCCGACCAGAGCGCGGAAUACGGACGGACAUCGGCGCUGCAUCGUGCAUAUAUUAUGUAUGCACGAUGCAGCGCGGAUGUCCGCAUUUAGAUACAGCUGUAUAGUAACGCUGACAUCUGCGCUUAUGAUAGAUCGCGGAUGUCCGCGCUGCAUCAUGCGAACAUAAUAUAUGCACGAUGCAGCACCAAUGUCCGUCCGUGUCCGCGCUACGGUCGGACACUGAUUUCUGUUGCAUUGCGCGUUCACUUCCGCUUUUGAUGACAUAUCAUGCUCAGACAAUUCAUCGACGCGUCGUUAGUUGCAGCCCUAUUUCAGGCACUAAGGAGCAGUGUUUUCUCUGGAGAGAACAACUCCCUUUUGACUUUGUAAGUUUGCGGACCUUUUACAAACACAAAAAAGCUAUUAAGCACUAAAGUAAAGAAAAAAACUCUAAAAGCAUAGUAUGGGCUCUUUAACAGAUAUUGGAGUGGUUUAGAUUUUAGAUCUUGUCGUUUAACUCGCACAAGAGAACAAAGGCAAAUAAGAUUUCUUCUCUGACAUUUAAAUCAGUAUCCAAAAAGAGUCUCUGUGCAUUAAGGAUGCACUCCCGCUCACUUUAUCCAUAGCUAGCCUACUUAUUUGUAGCAUUAACCUGUAAAUACUGUUAAGAGUGUUUCUUCCUCGUGAUUAAUUCCUCAUGUUUACAUUUGGAGAGUCAGUUGAAUGUGCCCCCACAUGUGUCUUGGGCUGGUACUAUCGAAAGUUGGAAUUUGUGGAUAUGCUUUUGAAAUGUAAUAAGCUGUUUUAUUUAAAGACAAAUUUAAGCACCUUUGUGUAGUCUUACGUCUAAGCUCGUCCCAGAUACAUGUAUUCCUUAUACUGCCAUGGUUAACCAGUUAGGGCCACAUCAGAGGUUAUUUAAUAAUGGUACAUUUCUUUCUUCUUUUUUCUUUUUCUUCAUGUGUCAAACACAUGUUUUGUAUUUUUGAUUUGCUGCUUUUGUACAGGGUCCAGUUUGAGACUGCCCUUAAAUGAAAAGUCUGGAGCUGUUGAAUUGUAUUGUAAUUGAAUUAUAUUCUGGCUGUGAUUAAAUCCAAUUUAGCCUUACUGGACAAUGAACCCCAGGGUUGGAAAUAAGCUAGAAUUUAGACAUUUGGAGCAGUUUGAGGAGGUAAUUGCCAACAUUUUAAAGUUAAAAUUAACUUUAUUAUCAUUCAAGACCAUACAAUGGAGAGUAAUUACAUUUUUCUACAAGCUACAAGUGCAAAAAAAUGAAGAAGACAAUACAUACACAUCUGUAGACAUAGAUAAUAUAUAUAUAUAAAGCACUAUAUAAACAUUGAUAACAAGGAUUGCACAAUGUAAACUGUAGUGACUGAUUGCUAAGAACUGUUGCUCUCUUGUGGCCACAU
Messenger RNA from Acanthochromis polyacanthus (spiny chromis), 6244 nucleotides. It is a transcript of the gene zbtb47b, whose product is annotated as zinc finger and BTB domain containing 47b. The record is from RefSeq and is a predicted model, not a curated record. Gene Ontology annotation, molecular function: RNA polymerase II cis-regulatory region sequence-specific DNA binding; DNA-binding transcription factor activity, RNA polymerase II-specific; protein binding. The coding region runs from base 255 to 2495 and encodes 746 amino acids. The transcript is spliced from 6 exons. Lineage: Eukaryota; Metazoa; Chordata; Actinopteri; Pomacentridae. Gene Ontology annotation, cellular component: nucleus. Gene Ontology annotation, biological process: regulation of transcription by RNA polymerase II.